AUGUCUACCUACGCCCUGUCUACGUCUCACAAGGAGAUGCUUGAGAAGUCUCUUCUCGAGUCUGACCCUGAGGUCGCUGCCAUCAUGAAAGAUGAGGUCCAGCGUCAGCGCGAGUCCAUUGUUCUCAUUGCCUCCGAGAACAUCACCUCUCGUGCCGUCUUCGAUGCCCUGGGUUCUCCCAUGUCCAACAAGUACUCUGAGGGCUACCCCGGCGCUCGUUACUAUGGUGGCAACCAGCACAUUGACCAGAUCGAGCUGCUGUGCCAGCGUCGUGCCCUCGAGGCUUUCCACCUCGACUCUGAGAAGUGGGGUGUCAACGUCCAGUGCCUCAGUGGCAGCCCUGCCAACCUUCAGGUUUACCAGGCUAUCAUGCCUCCCCACGGCCGUCUCAUGGGUCUCGACCUCCCCCACGGUGGCCACUUGAGCCACGGUUACCAGACUCCCCAGCGAAAGAUCUCCGCUGUCUCUACCUACUUCGAGACCAUGCCCUACCGUGUCAACCUCGAGACUGGCAUCAUCGACUAUGACCAGCUUGCGCAGAACGCCAUCCUGUACCGCCCCAAGGUGCUUGUUGCCGGUACUUCCGCCUACUGCCGUCUGAUCGACUACGAGCGCAUGCGCAAGAUUGCCGACUCUGUCGGUGCCUACCUCGUUGUCGACAUGGCUCACAUUUCCGGUCUUAUCGCCGCUGAGGCCAUCCCCUCCCCCUUCCUGUGGGCUGACAUUGUCACCACCACCACCCACAAGUCCCUCCGUGGCCCUCGUGGUGCCAUGAUCUUCUUCCGCAAGGGUGUCCGCUCCGUCGACGCCAAGACCGGCAAGGAGACCCUCUACAACCUGGAGGACCCCAUCAACUUCUCUGUCUUCCCUGGUCACCAGGGUGGUCCCCACAACCACACCAUCACUGCCUUGGCUGUUGCCCUCAAGCAGGCUCAGACCCCCGAGUUCAAGGCUUACCAGGAGAAGGUCGUCUCCAAUGCCAAGACUCUCGAGGUCAAGUUCAAGGAGCUCGGCCACAAGCUUGUUGCUGAUGGAACUGACAGCCACAUGGUCCUCCUCGACCUUCGUCAGUUCAGCCUUGACGGUGCCCGUGUUGAGGCCGUUCUCGAGCAGAUCAACAUUGCUUGCAACAAGAACGCCAUUCCCGGAGACAAGAGCGCCUUGACCCCUUGCGGUAUCCGCAUUGGUACUCCUGCCAUGACCAGCCGUGGCUUCGGAGAGAAGGACUUUGAGCGUGUUGCCCAAUACAUUGACCAGGCCAUCAAGAUCUGCGUCGAGACUCAGGCUUCCCUGCCCAAGGCCGCCAACAAGCUCAAGGACUUCAAGGCCGAGGUUGCCUCUGGCAAGAUCGCCAAGAUCAACGAUCUCCAGAAGGAGAUUGCCUCUUGGGCUAGCAGCUUCCCUCUUCCCGUUGAGGGCUGGCGCCUGGAUGCCGGCAUCUAA
This is a messenger RNA of Trichoderma breve, 1443 nucleotides long. RefSeq names its product serine hydroxymethyltransferase domain-containing protein. The record is from RefSeq and is a predicted model, not a curated record. Gene Ontology annotation, molecular function: glycine hydroxymethyltransferase activity; pyridoxal phosphate binding; cobalt ion binding. NCBI's taxonomy places the organism in Eukaryota, Fungi, Ascomycota, Sordariomycetes, Hypocreales, Hypocreaceae. Bases 1 to 1443 code for a protein of 480 amino acids. Gene Ontology annotation, biological process: L-serine catabolic process; folic acid metabolic process; tetrahydrofolate interconversion. The transcript has 4 exons. Gene Ontology annotation, cellular component: cytoplasm.